Molecule: messenger RNA, 2180 nt
Organism: Xyrauchen texanus (razorback sucker)
Lineage: Eukaryota; Metazoa; Chordata; Actinopteri; Cypriniformes; Catostomidae
Product: tumor necrosis factor ligand superfamily member 10-like
Exons: 5
Coding region: 51-938 (295 amino acids)
Biological process (GO): immune response
Cellular component (GO): membrane
Molecular function (GO): tumor necrosis factor receptor binding
Source: RefSeq, a predicted model, not a curated record
UUCUGCCUCAGCUUUUGUCUUGAGCUGCACUAUCACACGCAAUAGUCAGCAUGACAAGCUCUCACACCAUGCAAUAUAUCGGACUUCUGUUGCUGGCUGCAAUUCUUCUCCAGACAAUAGCCGUGGCUGUAACUUUCAUAUACUUUAGUAACGUUUUAACGACGAUGAAAGAAACCUUCUCCAAGAGCAGUGUUUCGUGCCUGAUGCGCGCCAACCUCAGGACUAUAAAGGGUCAGGAGUUAAACGCGGCGGAGGGAAAAGACGACCCCUGCUGGCAGGUCACGCAACAGCUCCACUUUCUGAUUGAAAAGUCAAUGUCCAGUCGUUAUCAGAAAGAAAUUUCAUCAGCAGUCAAAGAUGAAGUCUCUCGUGUACUUCCCUCAUUGGUGAUCCAAGACCAAGACGAUUCCCCUCGGCCUAAAAUAGCAGCACAUGUGACAGGCAGCUACACACCCGAUACCGAAAAAGAUGGAGGAGGUCUACCGAACAGGAAGGGCUACGGCCAGAAGAUCCAAUCGUGGGAAUCUGAAAAGGGUCUGGCUUUCCUCCAGAAUGUAGAGUUAAGUGACGGAGAACUGGUGGUGCCACAGGCUGGCCUUUACUACAUCUACUCCCAAACUUACUUCAGACAUACGCUAAUCGAGGAAGACGAAAGUAACAAGGAGGUAGAAGGCACUUCUGGCGAGUCUGUUCGGGGCAAACCGAUGCUACAGUAUGUUUACAAAAAAGUGAGCUCAUACCCAGUGCCUAUUCUGCUAAUGAAGAACGCUCGGACGACAUGCUGGUCCCGUGACAUGGAAUUUGGGCUGUAUUCCAUCUACCAAGCUGGGCUUUUUCAGUUAGGAGGAGGGGAUAGGGUGUUUGUGACGGUCAGCAACGUGAGCACCAUCGACAUGGAUGAGAAGUCGAGUUUCUUCGGUGCAUUCUUGGUAAGCUAAUCGCAAAAGGAUGCGCAAUGGAAAAACGCACCUCUUGUUUGUUUUGAGUGCCGCUCUACAAGAUCAGCGACAAGACUCAGCUUGCUCGGUAUUUUUACCAAAGCUAUCUUUGAAAGGCAGCCAAAUGCCUUAAAACAUUUAGAUGUGCUAGCCGAGAUGCACUGUCGCUUGCCAAAACAGUUAACUUUGAUUGAUUAGAUGUUUGAAAGGUGUAAAUAUUUGGCACUUUUUUUACAUUUGGCCUGCAAAUCUAGUCAUAAAUCAGUUUCUAGGUGAAAUCUGUGUUGGAAUGGAAUGCCCUGCGAGGGGAGAGGCGAGAACUCAUCACAUCUGUCUGCAGGGGCAAGGGGCUUGCCAGGUCAUUUGGAUGCAAGUCGUUUGGACACGGUGGAUCACUUUGUUGUGUCUGUCCAGGCAGGAAAGGAAGGUGUGACUAUGUGCAAGUGUGCCUUAGGAUGAGCUUUUCCUUGGAUCUGUGACUUCAUGUAGCAUAUUUUGGGACAUUGAAAUACGUGAAAAGAGGCUUUUCAUUGUUUUGUCUUUAAAGGUGAUGCACGUAAUUAUUGGCGUCACCAAACAGAAUUGCACAAGCAAUGACCUGGUCUGCUGAACACUCCCCCAUCUUCCAUUGGUUGGACUAACAGAUAUUCCCACCCCAAACUCAUGCCAUUGGUUGAGCCAGCUUUGCUGCAUCAUGCUGGUCAGGACACUCAAAGAAACAGAACAAUAUUUGGAAAGAACCAAUGAGCCACAGUGUUAUACUUUUCGGAGGAAUCAACCUACGAAUGGCUUAUACUGUAGUUGACCCUACGUAUUAAGCUGGGAUAGAAGAAAGUAUUUUAACAUCCAAAUGAUUACACACUUCAUCUUUAAGAAUGGCCCAAACUUAAAUGCACUCUUGUGAUGUGAAACUCUGUAUUUUAUAAAUCAUCCCUUGAUUGUAUUUCUGAGGUAUUGUGUGUGUGUGUCUGUAUGUGUGAGUAUUUUCAUAUCAUUUCAGGUUUUUUUUACAACAUAAUUCAUUCCAAGUGAUCUCCAGCACACCCAUUUUCUUGGUAAGCAUGAAUCUAUGAAUGUACAUACCCGAAAUGUGAAGAUCACUGUGACAUUUUGUUAAAGGGUAAAUUGUCUUGUACAUAAUUUCUUUUGUAUAUACAUUUACCAUUGCCAAAUAUAUGAGGAAUAUACAGAUGUAAAAAUGCUACACCUGAGACCACACUAAAUAAAGUCUUUUCACCAUUU